This is a messenger RNA of Diorhabda sublineata, 3914 nucleotides long. RefSeq names its product jerky protein homolog-like. Gene Ontology annotation, cellular component: nucleus. NCBI's taxonomy places the organism in Eukaryota, Metazoa, Arthropoda, Insecta, Coleoptera, Chrysomelidae. The transcript has a single exon. Gene Ontology annotation, molecular function: DNA binding. The coding region runs from base 681 to 1628 and encodes 315 amino acids. The record is from RefSeq and is a predicted model, not a curated record.
UUAACUAGAUAUUAUUGUAACACACAAUAAAACUUUUUACUCACUUAAUAAAUAUUGCUUUUUCAGUAACUAAUUAUAACUAUAUUGUCUUGAAUUUUAACUUAUUAGCUUAUUUGUUAGAAUCACAACUAUUUUGACUUUUACGCCAUUAUACAUCAUAAAAAAUAAAUUAUUAUAUUAUAAUACAGUAGAACCCCGGUUAUCCGUGGUGCGAGGAGAAUAGUAAAAAAAAAUCAGGGCGCCCGACUUUUGAGAUGGAAUACCCAUUUCUUUCCUUGCUCAAUACCACCCUUUGGAGUAAUAAAUUAUUGAAGAUUUGUUGGGUAAAAAAUAAACACCUUGAAUUUAUUCGUAUGUACGUAAUUAUUAAAAAUAUGCACCCAUUCAUUACAAGAAGUAUCCGUAUCGGAGGAGAGAAAUUAUGAAAAAUAAAAUAUUAAACUUUAAAUGUGUAUAUAUGUAAUUAAGGUUUCAGACGCCUGACCUAUUAUUGAUUCUGAGAAGCGUUUAUGCCUAAGUAGAAAGAGUCGCAAAGCCUGAAUUGCUAAUUCAUUCCAGCAAAUGGUUUUUGUUGAUUUUCCCCCUACUCAAACCUCACUUUUGUUCACUUUCAGUGUUUCAGUAGCUUCUGAUUAGUUUUCACCUACUGAUCGGUUGGCUAGUUUCUUUGUUUAUUGACUAUGGCUUCAAAACGUAAGCGUGUCGUGCUUUCUUUGGAACAAAAAGUGUUCAUUAUUAACCGUGUCUUAGAUCGCGGUGAAAGUGUAAGAAAAGUGGCGGGUGAGUUUGGUGUGGGAGAGCAGACAGUGCGUGAUUUAAUUAAACGAAAGGAUGAAAUUUUGCGGUUCAUAUCUUCAGCUGAUUCCACAUCUCUGCUAGCGUCAGGAAGAAAAACAAUGAGGAAGUCAACAUUAUCUGACAUGGAAUCAGCUUUGUUUGAAUGGUUUAAGCAAAAACGUGCUGAAGGGAUUCCUAUCUCUGGACCGAUGGUUUGUGAAAAAGCUAAGUGGUUUCACGAAAGGUUGAAUAUUGAUGAACCAUUUGGAGCUUCACAGGGUUGGUUAUUUAGAUUUAAAAACCGGCAUGGGAUUAGACAAUUAGACAUUCAAGGCGAAAGUCUAAGUGGCGAUUUAACAGCUGCUACAGUUUGCAAUGAGGAAUUUGGUUCAUUGAUCUCAAAAUUAAACUUGUCUCCCGAUCAAAUAUACAACGCAGAUGAAUCAGGGCUCUUUUGGAAAAUGUUACCGUCGAAAACAUUAGCUGCGCAGUGUGAAAAGUCAGCUCCUGGACAUAAAUCUAGUAAGGAAAGGCUCACUGUCAUGACAUGUUCAAAUGCAUCGGGUACACACAAGCUAAAACUAACAGUGAUCGGGAAAGCUAAAAAACCGCGAUCGUUCAAAGGAACAGACGUGAAAAGACUUCCGUGUAACUAUUACAGCCAUCCAAAGGCUUGGAUGAAUCAGGCUAUUUUCAAAGAAUGGUUUUUUCAAGAUUUCGUGCCAUCUGUGAAGAAAUUUCAGGAAGAAAAUGGACUUCCAAAGAAAGCUGUUCUCCUACUUGACAACGCUCCUAGUCACCCAUCAGAAUCUACCCUGAAAACCGAGGAUGGGCUAAUUUUUGUCACCUAACUUCCUCCUAACGUCACAUCAUUGAUACAACCAAUGGACCAGGGCGUCAUUUCUUCCUUAAAACGGAGGUAUAAAAAGAUUUUUCUCCGUUUCCUUCUCCAAGAAAAUUUUGUCGAUUCAAUGAAGGACCUCCUCAAAAUGUGGACAAUAAAAGAUGCCAUUUUUGCUGUUUGUGAUGCAUGGGAAAACUUGCCAUCGAGUACAUUAAGACUUUGCUGGGCAAAAAUUUUGGACCAAGAAUAUGGGGAAGAAGACAACAUGGAUGAGCACGAUGAUGUACAAACUUGCCUUGAACUGUCUAGAUCUAUUCCAGAUUUCAUCAAUGUUGACCGAAACGAUAUUGUUGAUUGACUGCAAAAAGAUGAAAAUGAGGAGGGGUUUGAAAUCCAAACCGAUAGUGACAUUGUAGCGCAUUAUCUUAGUAGUGAUACACCAUCUACUUCUCAACUGCCUGAUUCGGAGGAGAUUGAUAGUGACACUGACAAUUGUUUUGGUCCGACAGAAGAGAAAAUUCAACCAACAAAAGCAAUGGAAGCAAUUGAUAUUCUUCUGAAUUUUUGCGAGCAGGAAAAUUUUGAUUUAAACGACGUCAUCAGUCUCAGAAAAAUCAGGACCGAGGUGAGAAAAGUUAUUGCCAACCGUAAAAAACAAAAACUGAUAACAUCAUAUUUUCGACCUAUGUAAAUUCACUCCCCGAUGUAUUUUUCAUUCUUUUUGAUUUUUUAAUUACUAAGAAUGCAUUCGAUUUAUGUUUUCUUUUGUAUUUUGUACAUAAAUAUAAACUGUUGUUAGAGAAAAUAUGUUACGUAUUUACUUACAAUAGCGUCUAGUAAAAUAUUACUAUCUCCGGGAAUAUCUCUAAUUGGUGUUAAUUAUGUUUGUACAUGCUUAUAAUUGAUAAUUUUGAUGUACUGAUUUACAUUUCUACAAAAAUUGCUGUUCAAUAAAUUUUUUCUCGAUUAACCGUGGUUUUCAUUUAUCCGUGUAAGGGGGACCCCACCAUUACCCCGGAUAAUCGGGGUUCUACUGUAUUUGCAAGAUCACUUCCAGUAAAGCUUCGUUUUUUAGAUGUACUUUCAUCUUCUUUGUUACUAGUAGCUACAUUAUUAGUAUUUUCUUUAUCAAUGUCAGCAGUACUUGAUGUUGCAAACAAAGCUGGCAAAUACUGAUCGAAAUAGAAUUUCUCGCUCUUUAAAAUAACAGUUUCCAAAAAUUCUUCGUCUCUGUGGACUUCAAUGGUACAACUGCCACCUUCAACUGGUGAAAAAACAAAGAGAUCACAAACACUCAUACCACUGACGUACAUUUGUACUUGAACUUGAGUGUAAUAAGCAUCAGUCUUCUUAAGUUCCAACUUAUUAUCUAUGAACUCAAAGUAUUUAACGUUACUCACAUGAUCAGCACGGUUUAUUUUCACAAGAACUCGGACAUUUAAAUUCAACAAUUUUAGAAAUACAACCGUCAUCAAUGACAACUCCAUCAAGACUUGCACAAAGCCAAGGCUGAUAUUUACUAACCAACACACCAACCCGUUUAACAAUACAGUUGUUAAUUUUUUGGUAUUUUUCUUUGGCAUAAUUUUCCAUUUUUAAACCGUAUCUAGUUAAGCUGCUGUCAAUUUUACUAUGAUUUAACAUGUCUGAAACCAAACUUUCAACUGGUUUCCUGCAUAAAACUUUUAUAUUAUGAACGUUUGAGCUUGCAGAAAUUCUUAAACGUCUAGCUUGAAACCAAUUAUUACAAGAAGACUGUUUAACAGUUUCACAAGACAAAUUAACUAGUUCAUUUUCUGAUAAUUUCACGUUUUUUAAAUAAAACUCUCGAAGGUUUGUAUCCAGUUCAUACUCACUUCCAUAAAUUAAAUACUCUUCGCAAAAAAUUAAAAAACUAUUGACACAUGCAGCACAUUCCUCCUUCUCUAAAUUCAAUUCUACUUGGGUCAACAGGGAGUUCAUGACAUUUCUUACUGUAUGUUUAUUAUUUUUUGUCAAUUGUGCCUCCAUGAUUCGUUUUAAUGGCGAAUCAACUUUAAAUUCAGUUACUGAAACGUUCUGAGGUUCAUGUAACCUCUUACUUAGUCGCCAUCAUGUUUUUAAAGUAUUCUCCUUUAGAAUACUUAUGUUUAGCAAAUUGACGUGCGCUUGGCUUGCCCCACUGUUGCUCAUGGCUUGUUUUUGAAGUACUUUCCUCAUUAUUAAUGAAAAAAUCAACGCUGCAACGUGUAUAUACUUAUCGCUCUUAUUGUACACACAAUUACAGUGAACAUUCGUCACACAGCGCUCUGAG